AGACCAGAGACCAGGCACAUACUGUUGUGGCUGUAUGUUCUGGAUUUAACGCUGUCUAUCCUCUCCCUAUAGCCUUUUCUCCUCUGCUGCACUUGUCUGAAAGAUACGUCACUGUGUGCACAUCGUGUGCACCUCACGGAUGGUGAAUUUUUCUGUCGAACUUUUGCUAAAUAGUUAGGCUAUUGUUUCGGUUGUAGGGACAUUGCUGUUCAUUCUCUGAAAAUAAUGCUGGAUACUGAGGAAAGCCCUGUGGCGUUGUUGCUUAAGGCCAAUAUUUGCUUCCCCAAAGAAGAGGCCCCGGGGCCUCUGUGGUGCUCCGAUGUCCCUCACCCACAGCUGAAGAUCCCGGGUGGGAGAGGGACUGGAAGGGAUCCUCCUCUCCAAAAGCUCCUCCACAAUGAUGGUAGGUUGACGGUGACUCAGGUGACUUCUGUGCAUGGAGUCUUUCCCAUCCUAUACUUUAACUACUGGCUGAGCGAGCACCAUAGUGUAUGCUGGAAGACGGUGGUGACUGCAGAUAACCUCUUCCUGGAAAUCCCAGGCACUCUCCCAGAGGGUAGUAAAGAAGGUCUAACCAGUCUUCUCGAGUUUGCAGAGGAGGAGUUGGGAGUCAGCCACGUGUUUCUUUGGUUCUCCAAAAGCAGGGAGGAUCGAUCCGUUCUUACCAGAACUUUCCACUACAUGGGCUUUGAAGUUGUGAAGCCAGGCCACCCUCUGUUGCCCGUAAGGGCAGACCUUCUUUUCCUAGUCUAUUCCAUGGCACCGGCCUGCUCUGAUGAAGACUGAACUGAAAAUAUGGAUGGAUACAGUGGAUUGUUAUUAUUUAUUGUGGACAGAUAUGACAAUGAUUGAAACUGGAGCAAUAUUUGAUUCCAGAUUAACUCUAUUUAGAAUUAUUUAGUGCCUUGUCCCUACAGUCUUACAUAGCUUCUUUCAUUACCUUAGGUCUGAUCUGUAACUGGGUUAGAAAGGAUGGAAGUGAUGGAAGCUAGUUAAGCCUACUGGGACUGGCUGUAUCACCUUUUUUGUCUGUUGUCUUGUUUUAUAGUAGCCUACAUGUCACUUCAACUGGAAGAAAGCCCUAAAUGCUGUAGCUCAAAUGCAGACUGGUGGAUGUUUUUGGUUAGUCAGUCUUCAAGAAUAGAAAAAGUGAAGAUUAUCCAUUUGGUUUUUUGUCUUUUUUCGACUUCUAUGUUGCCUGUGUCACAGUUUCAACUCUAAGUGGGUCACUUGGUGCUAAAAAUACUAGUUUUUCCUUCUACCUUAUGUAGUUGCAAUACAAGUCUUAAAGAGUAGACAGUCGAAUGAUUUUGACUGUUUAUAAAGGACAGUAUAGCACAAGCUAGCCAGUUAUUGGAUUUCUGAUAUCCAAAAUGUCUACUUCUAAUCAUUAGAUUUGCUCAGAUUUAUUCAAUAAUUUAAACCAGUUCAAUUAGUUAUAUUACUGUGCUGCCAUUAGCUGAAUCUGUAUUCCUGUAGUGAGUGAAUUAUCUAUGAUAGCUUUUCAAGACACUCACAAAUGCAAAGAUUUUCUUGUGCGGUUUGUUUUUUAGAAAGCCAUCCCAUUGCUCAGUCAGACCUGCAGUAGGGUAGGAAACUCAAGUUAAUGCUUGCGAAGCUUUUUUUCCAUGGUUGUGCAUUUAACCCUCAGAAUUAUUUGGCAUUUGUGUGAGAACGUAUUAGCCACCUUCUGCAAAUUUGUAGCUGCACAUAUUUUUACUUAACCAAGUGCACAUUAUGUAGCUAGAUAUCCAAAAUUUCACAUUCCAUACCCAUGCAAUGGUAAUCACAGGGUAGUGUAAAUUGUCAAAUAAACAUCCUAUUUUGUC
Messenger RNA from Osmerus eperlanus (European smelt), 1829 nucleotides. It is a transcript of the gene oaz2a, whose product is annotated as ornithine decarboxylase antizyme 2a. Gene Ontology annotation, molecular function: ornithine decarboxylase inhibitor activity. NCBI's taxonomy places the organism in Eukaryota, Metazoa, Chordata, Actinopteri, Osmeriformes, Osmeridae. Gene Ontology annotation, cellular component: cytoplasm; nucleus. Gene Ontology annotation, biological process: positive regulation of protein catabolic process. The record is from RefSeq and is a predicted model, not a curated record.